Messenger RNA from Thamnophis sirtalis, 1201 nucleotides. Lineage: Eukaryota; Metazoa; Chordata; Lepidosauria; Squamata; Natricidae. The record is from RefSeq and is a predicted model, not a curated record.
UAUCCCUUAAAUAAUGUCAUUUGAAGGGACCUAAGAAGUGCACCGUCUCUGUGACAAUACCUAUUUUUUGGAUUAUUUCCCCCACCUAGAGGUUUAGAUUCCAUUCAAGCCUUAAGUGCUUUUUUAAAAACAGAUUUUCCCAUGCAAACUGAGGGGGAGUUUUCCCAUUGGCAUGCAGCGUGUUUCAAUUGUGAGUCGGGAUGAGCCCACCCUUUGCUCCAGCUCAUGCCUUAUUGGGGAUAUGAAAGAAGCCCCCAAUUGGGCUUCCUCCAGACAACGAUGAUGUCACCGGAUAAUCCUUUCAAUCUGGAAGUGCCUUGGUGCUUCCAACAUGAAGUUGAUAUGACCUCCCCAGAUGAGAUGGGUGGCACAUAAAUCAAAUAAUUUUGUUCAAAUCCAACCAACCAAGUUCAAACAGUGUGAAAACUUGCAAAUAUAUCCAGAAUCUCUUACAGCUACAAUGCAAAAGCAGAUAUUUAAUAUAGAUGACAAUUGUCAAACUGGAAAAAAUGUGCCACAGAUGUACAAAGAACGUGAGAAAAAACCAGUAAAUACAUUUCCAUUUUCAAUCCAUGACAAUAGACAUAGUUUAUUGACUAUGGGAGAGUAUUUAGAUUGUGGACUAGGAGUAAGAAAAUUUCAAGACAAGCGUCAACACUAUUCGCAAAACUACUAUUUUUUGGCCCAUGAACAAAUUCCGAGCAGCAAUGCCUACCAUUCUGUUUAUCAGUCUUCAUUUGUCCAAUAUCCAGAUAUUAAAAGUUCCAUUCUCGGUCGCUUUCCUAAAAGCCAUGUCGAUAAAUGCAUGGCUCUACAUUCUGCACCUAAGAAUGAUUACAUGUGGUUUUCAAAAUUUAACACUGGUUCUAACCAUCUAGCACCUACAGAGGCUACUAAAAGCUCAGAACCUGAAAAUCUUUCAACUGCUGAAGAAGAAAUAAAAUAAUUUUUCAGGUUUUCAUAGUAGUGAAGCAUAUUUCAUGUAGGACUGAAAAAUACUUUUUAAAAAAGAACACAAGGGAUCCGAUCUUUCUUUGGAAUGAUUUCCAGAACUGAAAUUGCAUUAGCGUCAUGGCAAUUGGAUGAGUGAUUGUAUUCAUACACUUUAUUUUCUUAAAAGAUCAAUGCUGCCGUAGGAAAAGGAAACUUUUUAAUGUUGCUUUGAAUAUACAUUUAGUUUUCCUGUCUCAAGUUAAAUAUU